UUGACCGGGGGCUCUACAUGGUGCACCAGCGCUAGUUCGCAGCCAGCUGUGUUUUCCUGUGUCGUUUCUGCACAUUGUGUGUGGCGGUGCUUCAUAUGCAGAGAGGAUGUGGUUUAUUUAUUUACUGAGCUGGCUGUCGCUAGUCAUCCAGAUCUCCUUCGUCACUCUAGCGAUAGCUGCUGGCCUUUACUACUUGGCCGAACUAAUAGAAGAAUACACAGUAGCCACCAGUCGAAUAAUAAAGUACAUGAUAAUGUUCUCGACCGGUGUGCUGGCGAGUCUCUAUCUCUUUGAGGGCUUCCCAGUGGUGAUGGUCGGACUCGGCCUCUUCACCAACCUGGUGUACUUCGGCCUCCUGCAGACGUUCCCUUACAUCCUGCUGAGCUCCCCGAACUUCAUCCUCUCCUGUGUGUUGGUGGUGGUGAACCAUUAUAUGGCCUUCCAGUUUUUUGCACAGGAGUAUUAUCCAUUCUCGGAGGUGCUGGCCUACUUCACCAUCUGCCUGUGGGUGAUCCCCUUCGGCUUCUUCGUGUCACUGUCGGCGGGAGAAAAUGUGCUUCCGUCCACCAUGCAACAAGGAGAUGACGUGGUGUCUAAUUACUUCACCAAGGGCAAGAGGGGGAAGAGGUCCGGGAUCCUCCUCGUGUUCUCGUUCCUCAAGGAGGCCGUGCUGCCCAGCCGACAGAAAAUGUACUGAAGGGCUCAAACUCGGCGGGGGUCCAGCGGUGUGUGUGUGUGUGUGUGUGUGUGUGUGAGAGACUAAGUGUUGGAGAUGAAGGGGAAGCAGGAUGGACUUUGGAAAUGUGUUUCUGAAUGGGACUAAAAUGAAACGGUGGAAGAAGAGCAGAUGAAGAGGACGGACACACGAGCAGAGCCGAGCUCGCUGCUGGACGAGCCCACGAGUUCCACAGGCCCAUGUUCGUCCGUCUUUAUUGUUCCGUCUGUCUGCAAACAUCUCCGAGAGACGUCUCUGGAGGGAUCUUGCCCGUAGCGUCAUGUUGGACUCCUCAUCCAUUUUUUUUUUUUUUUUUUACCAAGCUUUGGUAUUUAAAUCCGCAUGUCCAAGGUCAACCACCAUCUUCCUACCUGUACAUUUUGACUUUGGCAAAUGCAUCAUUUUCACACCAAAAAAAAUUAGUUUCCCGUGGGACGAGAGCCGCCAUCGCUUUAAACGACGUGCGACUAGUGAGGAGCACGUGUCACGUCUCCCCAGAUGAAGACGGUUCGAGACCACGGAACUUUUUUUAAAGGUGACUUUUAAGCGAAGGGAGCGCAGUCUGACGGCUUCGGACCGAUGAAGACGCGAUUAUAAAUACUCUUCUUCCUGUCGCGUCACAUCGAUGAAAAGGAGUUGAAAGCCCUUAAAUGAAAGUGAUCCACUAUGAAUACGUCUGUCCGGAUCGUGUGCCCAAAUGAACGAUCGGGAAUUAAUCUCGACAUCGGACGACUAAAAACACUCGUGAUGUACAGACUCUCGGAAGCUGACGUGCGUCGGGGGACAACAGCUGCUCAAAGCGGUUUGAGGAAAGUGCGAUUAAAGAGGCUGCCAUUCUCUUUACCAAUUGCAGAGUGCAAUUCUUUGUAGGCUGGUAUGCACACAACAUGUUUAAUAAAAAGAUUUUGUUGAAGUAAC
Molecule: messenger RNA, 1633 nt
Organism: Pseudoliparis swirei
Lineage: Eukaryota; Metazoa; Chordata; Actinopteri; Perciformes; Liparidae
Gene: tex261
Product: testis expressed 261
Exons: 6
Coding region: 107-697 (196 amino acids)
Biological process (GO): endoplasmic reticulum to Golgi vesicle-mediated transport
Cellular component (GO): COPII-coated ER to Golgi transport vesicle; Golgi membrane; endoplasmic reticulum membrane
Molecular function (GO): COPII receptor activity
Source: RefSeq, a predicted model, not a curated record